GAGCACACGCAGAGUCCAGCACUGCUCCUGGUGACACACAGCCACAGCACAGUCCAGCAGUCUGGUCCUCCUGCCUCUCCUCAUCCUCCAGUUCCUCUCAGGGCUUGGAGAGAGAAUAAGACACGGACGGAAGGAAGGAGGGACGGACGGAGGGACGGAAGGAAGGGAAGGAAGGAAAAAAGAAAGGAAGGAAGACUGGGGUCUUGUUUUUUUCCCUUCUGCCUGCCAGAGCAGAUUGUCGGUUAGAUCCGGUCAGAAACGCCACCACUGUCUGUGUCUCCGUAUGACUGUGCCGUGUUUUCCCAUCAUCGAGUGAAGAAGCGACGUAUGUGCUCCGAUGUCUCCAGAAUGUAGGCACACUGCAAGACCAGCAGUAUUCCCCUUGGUCCCUGUCCCGACACUUCGAUGAAGACAGGCGCCUCCCUUUCCCCCCAUCCAGGAACAUGAAGGGCUUAUCGGGUGGCCGUUCCCAGCACCAGAUCCCCUCGCCCCACGGCCUGGACCAAUUCGAUCAUCCUCAAGACUUCCAUGGCAUGGGUCAUCAUGGCGGUGCCUCUGACUCGCGCCACCCCUCCUACCUGCUUAGCCCCACUGACAGCUGCCCCAUGGACUACCACCACCGCUAUUCACCGCGGAGCUCCAUCCACUCCGACUGCAUGAUGAUGUCGCCGGUCAUAAUGGCGCCCUCAUCCGGCGGCGGCGGCGGCUCUGCCAUCGACCACGUCUCCAGCAGCACCUUUCCCCGAAUGCACUACAGCUCCCAGUUCUACGACUCGGCCACGCGGGACGACUGCGCCGCCAUCGCUGCCUCCGCUGCCUCCGCUACCUCCCACGCCCCCUCUGCCGCCUCCGCGUCAGCCUUGCAGUACCAGGGCAGCGGCAAGAGCAACCGCAUCCCUGCCAACCUGCUGGACCAGUUCGAGAAGCAGCUGCCCCUUCACCGCGAUGGCUUCCACACUCUGCAGUACCAGAGGACGUCCACCACCACCACCACCACAGAGCAGCGCAGCGAGAGCCCCGGGCGCAUCCGCCAUCUCGUCCACUCCGUCCAGAAGCUCUUCACCAAGUCCCACUCCCUGGAGGGCUCGUCCAAGAUGAAUGGGACCAAGGGCGAGGGCGGAGGCGGAGGGGGCCACCACGGAGGCUCACAGCACAGCCAUCAUGGGGGCUCAAAGCACGGCAGCAAGCGGAGCAAGAGCAAGGAGCGCAAGGCUCACCGCUCCGGGGGCGCCGGUGGCUUCUGGAGCUCCGACGACAACUUGGACAGCGACAGCACCUACCGCACGCCCAGCGUCAUGAGCCGUCACCACGGCGACCACACCCACGCCGCCCACUGCUACCCGGACUCCAUGCACCACAGUCACUUUGGGGACCUGUCCCUCAAGACCUCCAAGAGCAACAACGAUGUCAAGUGUUCGGCGUGCGAGAGCAUGGCCAUAGCUCCGGAGGGGAAGUUCAUGAAGAGGAGCUCCUGGUCAACACUGACCGUCAGCCAGGCUAAGGAGGCUUACAGGAAGUCCUCGUUGAACCUGGAGAAACCCAUGAUACACACAGACCUCAAGCCCUCGCUGCGCGCCUGUCACUACCUACAGGUGCCUCAGGAUGAGUGGAGUGGAUACCCGGAGGACGGGGACAAAGACGAGGAGAUCCCGUGUCGCCGGAUGCGCAGCAGCAGCUACGUCAAAGCCAUGGGAGAGGGAGACAACGACUCUGGGGGCGAAUCUGACGGCAGCCCCAAGACUUCACCCCAGAAGGCCAUCCGUCCCGAUGCGCUCGUCCUCAAAUCAGUUAUGCAGAGGCCCCACAUAGAGCCCCAAAGCCAGGGCUACCACUUGCAAACCACUCGAGACAUGAUGCGGCCCCAUACCAGUGUCACCCUGGACCCAUCUACCAACUACCCCCAGCACCACAUACCCCUCGGCCCUCAGUUCCGCUCCCGGAACCAGAGCUACAUGCGCGCUGUCAGCACCCUCAGCCAGGCAAGCUGCGUCAGCCAGGUGAGUGAGACUGAGGUCAAUGGCCAGUUUGAGUCAGUUUGCGAGUCCGUUUUUAGCGAAGUAGAAUCCCAGGCCGUGGAGGCCUUGGACCUGCCUGGCUCAUUCCGCACUCGAAGCCACAGUUACCUGCGUGCAAUUCAGGCUGGGUAUUCCCAAGACGACGACUGCUUGCCUUCAAUGACAUCCUCCACUGUCACUUCAACUCUCAGAUCCACAACAGGUAUACAGUUUCGUCUCCCUUCUUCCUGCAGUGUGGACCGAGACAAUCCACCUCCAGCUGUGACGCACACUCCUACCUACAAGGCCAAGACGCCCCCGCCUGUGCCCCCGCGCGCCACCUCCAAGCCCCUCAUCUCGGUGACGGCCCAGAGCAGCACGGAAUCUACCCAGGACACGUACCACGAGGGCAGGCACCAGCGGGGGAGCAUACUGUGGGCGCCGGACAGUCUGGGCGGAUCGGGUCGGACCCUCUACAACUCCACCGACAGCCUAGACAGCGCCAAGGCGGUGACCCUGGCCAUGGAGACGUCUGCGGCCAAGCGGCACGCGCCCACGGGCAGCCACAGCUCGGUGCAGACGUGUGACAAGGCGGUGCUGGUGUCCAAGGCGGAGGAAUACCUGAAAACACCACGCUCCUCCAUAGGGAUACAGGUGGAGACGGCAACAGACUCCGAGUCGGAAAGCAAAGGGCUUCCUCAGUACCAUUCUGUUGGCACCCAGGUGGAAGAAGACAAACGGCAUGGCCGGUUCCGGCGGUCCAACAGUGUGACCACAGCUGUACAAGCUGACAUGGAGCUGGAGGGAUUCCCCACCAUGGAAGACAAAGGCCUGCAGUUCGGGGGGGGCCUGGGCUUCCGUGCGGGCCACUCAGAGCCCAGCACACCCACUCAGUACGGGGCCGUCCGCACCGUCCGCACCCAGGGCCUCUUCAGCUACCGGGAGGACUACCAGCGCUCCUCUAGCGGACCGCCCAGCCCGCAGCCCGAGUCAUGGCUGACGGAGCCCUCCUUGGAGGGGGCGGAGGGGGGCCGGGUGUCCCCUCUUCGCAGGGACGGCAGCUGGUUCAUGCAGCUCCUCCAUAAUGAAACCAAGAGGAUGGAGGGAUGGUGUAAAGAGAUGGAGAGGGAGGCGGAAGAGCACGACCUGUCGGAGGAGAUCCUAGGGAAAAUCCGGAGUGCAGUGGGCAGUGCACAGCUCCUUAUGUCUCAAAAAUUCCAGCAGUUCUACUGGCUGUGUCAGCAGAACCUGGACCCCAGCGCCAUGCCGCGCCCCACCUCUCAGGACCUGGCCGGAUUCUGGGACCUUCUUCAGCUUUCCAUCGACGACGUCACUGCCAAGUUCGACGAGCUGCAGCAGAUCAAGGGCAAUGAGUGGAGGCCCGUGGAGAGCCCGGAGAAGAAGACGCCAUUACAGGAGAGGAGGUGGCCUCCCCCGCCGCCGAAAAGGCAGUCAAAAGGGCGCGGCGGCGUGAUGCGAGAACGCUCGCUGGACCUGCAGGACCGCCAGCGGCAGGAAGCCCGGCGGCGCCUCAUGGCAGCUAAGCGAGCGGCUUCCUUCAGACAGAACUCAGCCACAGAGCGGGCGGACAGCAUCGAGAUCUACAUCCCUGAGGCCCAGACCCGCCUUUGAGGUCCGAGGAUUGAGCCCACCUAGCCUGACCCCCCCCCCC
Esox lucius (northern pike) is the source of this 3666-nucleotide messenger RNA. It is a transcript of the gene dlgap2b, whose product is annotated as disks large-associated protein 2. Lineage: Eukaryota; Metazoa; Chordata; Actinopteri; Esociformes; Esocidae. Gene Ontology annotation, molecular function: molecular adaptor activity. The transcript has 12 exons. Gene Ontology annotation, cellular component: postsynaptic specialization; glutamatergic synapse. Gene Ontology annotation, biological process: signaling. Bases 444 to 3626 code for a protein of 1060 amino acids. The record is from RefSeq and is a predicted model, not a curated record.